Molecule: messenger RNA, 1281 nt
Organism: Amorphotheca resinae ATCC 22711
Lineage: Eukaryota; Fungi; Ascomycota; Leotiomycetes; Helotiales; Amorphothecaceae
Exons: 2
Coding region: 1-1281 (426 amino acids)
Biological process (GO): fatty acid biosynthetic process
Cellular component (GO): mitochondrion
Molecular function (GO): [acyl-carrier-protein] S-malonyltransferase activity
Source: RefSeq, a predicted model, not a curated record
AUGAAACGCCUUGCGACAGGCUUGCCCAGGCCAUGUAGCAGUGCUCGGCGGACAUGCCGCGUCGACGAGCAAGUCCAUGGGAAGCCACUCUCUCCGCGCCGCCGCGUGCAGCCGCAAUGCUUGGGGACACAAUACAGCAUACGGCAUGCGUCGUCGAAGGCGUCCCGGCCACGGACGGCGCUCUUCUUCCCUGGCCAGGGAGUUCAGAGAGUCGGUAUGCUCACGCCAUGGAUCGAGGCCUUCCCCGCGACAGCAAAGCCCAUAAUUGAAGAAAUCGACAGUCUCAUGGGCUAUAAACUCUCUAAGAUAAUCGAAGAGGGGCCAAACAGCACCCUCACCUCAACAGUAAUCGCACAACCUGCCAUCAUGGCCUCUUCUAUCCUUAUCCUUCGAAUAUUAGAGCGGGAAUUUGGCUUCAGACCAGCGGAGAGGGCCGAGUACACAUUGGGUCAUUCAUUGGGGGAAUUCGCGGCUCUCGUUGCAGGAGGUUAUGCCUCGUUCGAAGACAGCUUAUACUUGGUGCGGAAACGGGCAGAGGUCAUGGCGGAGUGCUCCCGACGAGCUGUCGAGGAGCACGGAGGCGAGUAUGGAAUGGUAGCUCUUGUGUCGGAACCUGACCAUCUCCUUCCUCUAAUCGAUGCUAUCCACGAAUUCCUCGGACAUCACAGCGCAGGUUCAAAGUCGGAGAGUGCAGAGGAUGUACCACCUAUCCAGCAGGUGCUGAUCGCGAAUAUUAACAGCAAGAAUCAGAUUGUGCUGAGUGGGAGUAUCGAGAAGAUAAAAACUCUCCUGACCCAUGUCAGGGUUUUCAGUGGCCACGAUCCCCGAGCGGUCAGGUUAAAGGCUGACAGUCCGUUCCACAGCCCGUUGAUGAAGCCGGCUGCGAUUGCUAUGAAGAAGAUGUUGGAAGGGAAGAGUAGGGUGAAAGGGAGAGAGCAUGAAGAUCUAGUUACAUUUCCGGGGGUUAUGCAAUGUAUCAGCAAUGUCACCGCUCGACCCUUCAAGAGCAAGGAAGAGUUGAAAGAUCUCUGGGCGCGACAAGCCGUCGAGACUGUACAAUGGUGGGAUUCGAUCAAGUACCUAGAUCAGGAACAACAUGUUCGCCGCUGGAUAGGUAUUGGGCCUGGUAAAGUCGGUAGGAAUCUUGUUGGGAAGGAAGUUGGAAUGCGCGGGAAAGACGGUGUAAAAGGAGGCGGGGUAUGGGGUAUAACUGAUCCCAAGGAGAUUGAAGAAGUUCUCAGGGGUUUGGACGAGACAGAAACCUCAGGUGACGACGAUUGA